UAUAGAAACAACAACGAUUUGUUGAUACCCGAGUUUCUUUGAAGAAGACCUUGAAUUUUUUCCUCUGUUUUUAUCCAACUAUAAAACAAGCUUGAAAAUAGAAGCAUUAUGUCGACACACUUUAGUGCCAAUCAGUAUGAACAAGCUUUCGCGGCACAAAGACUACAGAACUGGGAAGUACCAMAGCGAUUCAAAGAGAGGCCUUCCACUCUGGAGGGAUUUACGCGUAUCAUCAGCAAUGACAGUGGUCAUAUUCUUGAAGGAAUCYCUCGUUCCUCUAAGUCCCCUUGGGGAGAGUUUGUAGGAACCUGGGACAUGCAAAAACCACCAUUAAGGACAAGGACUCUCAAAACUAAGGCAAUGGUUGAAAAACUACAAGAUGCAAGAACUCCAUCACCAACUAAAAUGCGAACACCUUCUCCUCAAAAACCAAAAUCAGCAUCUCCUGUAAUAGAACAAGCAAGAACCCCAUCACCUACAAAGAUGAGAACACCAACACCACAAAAAGAAAGAACUCCAUCCCCUACAAAAGUAAGAACACCAACACCGCAAUGUAMUUCCCCAACAAAAAURAGGACACCCACUCCAACUGGAAGGAAAAGCACCAGUCCUGUCCAACAGAAGGCCACACCUGUACUGGAGGCUGAAAGCUAGACAGUUAUUACAUGUACAUUGUAUUAAUAUAGAAUAAUUUUAUAUUUGAUGAUUCACAAUAUCAUUCAGUUUUCAUGAUUAUUUCAAUACCAUUUAUGACCUUGACACCUGUAUUUUAUKUAGAAAAUCAAUCUCUUCUUUUAAUCAUGUAACAUAUAUUUAAAUAUACUAUUCAAAC
Molecule: messenger RNA, 832 nt
Organism: Exaiptasia diaphana
Lineage: Eukaryota; Metazoa; Cnidaria; Anthozoa; Actiniaria; Aiptasiidae
Product: protein Flattop homolog
Exons: 4
Coding region: 109-654 (181 amino acids)
Biological process (GO): cilium organization
Cellular component (GO): ciliary basal body
Source: RefSeq, a predicted model, not a curated record